Molecule: messenger RNA, 3219 nt
Organism: Prionailurus viverrinus (fishing cat)
Lineage: Eukaryota; Metazoa; Chordata; Mammalia; Carnivora; Felidae
Product: fibronectin type III domain containing protein 3C1-like
Exons: 25
Molecular function (GO): protein binding
Source: RefSeq, a predicted model, not a curated record
UAGCUCCAAGAGGUUCUCUCUUGAGUAGCCUCUUUCUCCACCUUCAAAAGAAUCAUAUUUUUCUUUCUGAUUUUUGUCCAAGUGUUUAUGGAAUCAAGAAUCUGGACUAAUCUACCAUAUUUUAUCACUUGUAGCCAUCUACACAUGAAGUAUUUGAAUCUGGAAAUUAUUUUAAGUUUAAAGAAACAUCACUUACUGUAAAAGUCAAUCUUUUUAGACAUGGCUGAACAUGGACUUGCACCUACUCUUACUGAAAUACCUCCUAUAGUUCCAGUUAUCAAUGGGGACUCCAUGCAACAGAUGGAGAAUUAUCAUCUGGACACCACUGUUGGAACACAGUAUACUACAAAUUAUUCACAAAUGAUGACUCAUCCCAAGAGAUAUACAAGAUGGCCUUCUUGUCCACAAUACUGGAUACAACAAAUUAUAUUGGUGCAAGUUAACCCUGGGGAGACCCUCACCCUCAAGUCUGAUGAUGGGAAUAUUCAGAAUAUCCAAGGACCCGCUGAUGUACCUCUAAUGUCACCAAGUGGCACUUUGCCACCAAUAUAUCUUCCUCCUGGUUACAUGUCUCAGAUUUUUUUACAAAUGUGGAAUAAUGAGUGUACAAGACUAUUCAUUACAAUAUUCUUUAUAAUCUCAGAAGGUUGGAAACAACUCGCGCUUGUUAAUGGAGAACUGUGUAUAAUGGAGGACAUCCAUAUAAUGGAGUACUAUGCAGCUGUGCAAAAACGUGGAGAAGUUCUAUGUACUGAUAUAGAAAGAUCUUUAGGAUAUAUUGCUAAGUGUAAAAAGCAAUCUACAGAUGAAUGCAUAACAGAAGGUGGAAAGUCAUGCUGUUUCAGCAUUGAGAAACCUAUAGUUUCUGAUAUUCAAACAAGAUCUGCUGUUAUUUCAUGGAAACUACAUGGUUCUAAGAAGUGUAAUCACACCAAAUCUCCUGUGACAUUUGAACUGGCAAUAUCUAACAGUGGUAAAAAUGGAAACUAUAAAAAUCUAUAUAUUGGUGAUGGAGUUACAUUUACUCUACUUGAUCUACAACCAUCCAUGGCCUAUUUUGUAAGAAUCACAACCAUAAGAGGCUCAGCACACAGAACUGUGUCUGAACUGGUUAGCUUCACAACUCCAGGUUGUGAACCAGACCCUCCACCUGCACCCAAACUAAUUAACCGAUCCAAGAGCAGCCUGAAUUUACAGUGGAAAGGUUCCAAUGAUAAUGGUUCCAAAAUAAAUGGCUUCCUUUUGGAAUGGGAUGAGGGCAAAGGUGAAGACUUCAAAAGUUGCUAUAUGGGUACCAUGAAACAGUACAAAAUCCUUAAACUAAAUGCUUCCACAAAAUAUUCAUUCAGAAUAGCUGCCAAAAAUAACUUUGGCUUGAGUGAUUUCAGUGAAAUAGCAGUUUUCCAUACAUCAGGAACUAUGCCUCCAACACCUUUACCUCCUAAGCUAAAAGAAGCAGGAAUCUGUUAUUUGUCACUAGAAUGGUGUGCUCCAACUAACACAAACCCAAAUGACAGUCUUACUUAUGUACUAGAAAUGGAGGAAGAAGGAUCUGGCUUGGGUUUUAAACCUAAAUAUAAUGGAGAAGACCUCUCAUGCACUAUAAGAAAUCUUCAGAGAAGUACUACAUACAAAUUUAGGAUUUUUGCCUACACUUUGGAAGGAAGGAGUAACCCCAGUGGAGAAGUAAAAUACACUACUUGUCCAGAUAAGCCUGGAUCCCCUAAAAAACCAUAUAUAAAGGGAAAGAUCUAUGCACACAGAGUAAAAAUUGGAUGGGAACCACCACAAGAUAAUGGUGGUACAUACAUUUCAAGUUACAGUUUAGAAGUUAGUGAAAAUUCAGAUGUGAAUUCCUGGAAGAUAAUCUAUAAUGGAACCACAAAGGAAUUUCUAUAUGAUCACCUGCAACCUGGUAAUACAUAUAAACUGAGAGUCUUUUGUACUUCACCUAUAGGUCAAAGCCAGCUUUCAGAUAUACUGACUACUCAAACACCUAAUCUUUCUCCUGCAUCUUGCCAUCCUCCACCCUUGAAUGGUGCGGCAAAGACCAGAGAAAACAACAUCAAAUGUGACAAUCCUCCUACUAAUGGAAACUCGGAAGCAUUUGCAAAUGUCAAAAAGGCAGAAGGUAACCAAGAUGACAAACGAAGGCAUCCUGGCUCCAAAGUGAGAUGCACAUCUGGAUCUCAUUCAAUGAAGUGUGAAAGUGCACCAGUUCCAAGCCCUCCUUCUCAAUGUGGUACACCUGUGGUAACCUGCAAGGGUCCAACCUGCAUUGCUGUUAGUUGGGAGAUUCCUGUAUGUAAUGGUGCCGAAAUCACAGAUUACAGACUAGAGUGGGGAAAAACUGAAGAAUCGAUGCACUUGAUAUAUACUGGCCCUUGUCUGAGCUAUGAAGUUAAAGGUCUCAUUCCUGCAACUACAUAUUUUUGCAGAGUUCAGGCUGUAAACGUAGCUGGAGUUGGACUGUUUGGAGGAACUGGCAGAGUAACCACACCAGCAACUGUACCAGCAGUAGUACCAAUGCUACAUGAAGUUGAAAACAAAGUUCCUGCCAAAUUGGCAUCAUCUUGCAUUGCUAUUAAAUGGGAGGAACCAGAUUGCCAUGGCUCUCCAAUCACUGGAUAUAACAUUGAAUACGGAGACAGAAAAAUUCAGACUGUUGAUAGAGUAACAGAAUGUCUUCUGAAAAACCUACAGCCUGAUACCACAUACAUAAUCAGAAUUCAAGCCAUCAAUCAUUAUGGACUAAGCCCUUUUAGCCAAUCAAUAAGAACCAAAACCAAGCCACUACCACUUGAUCCUCCACAUCUUGAUUGUGUGGUCUAUGGACACUAGAGCCUCAAACUGAAAUGGGGUAACUCUUCAAGCAAAGGAUUACUUUCCAACCUUAUAAGCUACAAUUUGUUAAUAGGAGAUCGAUCUGGCAGAUUUUCUAUAAUUUACCAUGGACCUUGUCAGACUCACAAAGUGAACAGACUGAGUGAAUAUACUCAAUACAAAUUUAAAAUACAAACAUGCAAUGAAGCUGGUGAGGGACCACUGUCUGGUAUCUACACUUUCACUACAACCAAAACUCCACCAGCCGCACUUAAAGAGGAAAUUGUAUAUGUAACUGUGGUUUCAGUGUAUCUGUGGGAGGAGAUGAUUUCAGGAGCCUUUUGUGUCACCAACUUGGAUCAGAAUCCCAAUGUCAUUGCUUUUCUGAAGUUCUAA